Rotaria socialis is the source of this 1149-nucleotide messenger RNA. The record is from the annotation of a GenBank genome assembly. NCBI's taxonomy places the organism in Eukaryota, Metazoa, Rotifera, Eurotatoria, Philodinida, Philodinidae.
AUGCAGCAAGUAAAAACUGAAACAAAUGCCAUACAAAGAGUGGUUCAACAAACUGAUGAAGUUGCUGACCACAAAAGCAACUACAAUCGAUAUAAAUUACCUUUGGAGCAACAUCUUGCUUCGACUUGGUAUGGUUCGACUUUGAAGUGUCGAGAAAACGAUUGGAUAGUGAAAUUGACUUCUAUAGAGAUUGCAGAGUUGGAAGAAGCCGCUGAGUCUCUCCUUAAUUUACAGCAAAAUGUUGCUUCUGUAACGACGGAACAAUUUCCUCUGCCAACUUUAGGUUCAAAGCUAUUAGCUUUUCGUGAAGAGCUAAUUAAUGGUCGAGGUUUUUUCAUAUUACGUGGAUUGCCAAUACAAAACUACGACGAACGUAAAGCUGGCACGAUCUUUUAUGGUCUUGGUUGUCAUCUUGGCUUGCCAAGAUCUCAAAAUGCAAUGGGUCAUAUGCUUGGUCAUGUUCGCGAUUUAGGCAUGAAAAGCAGCGAUAUGAACGUACGGAUUUAUCAAACAAACGAACGUCAAACUUUUCAUACCGAUUCUUCAGAUGCCGUAGGCCUUUUGUGCUUAAAAACAGCGAAGGUUGGCGGAAUCUCAUUGGUCGUUAGUGCCUCAGCAAUUUUCAAUGAAAUGCGUGCUCAGAGACCCGAUCUACUAGAACUUCUGAUGCAGCCAAUUGCAACUGACCGUAGAGGAGAAGUUCCAGAGGGCAUGCUGCCUUAUUUACUAAUUCCUGUUUUCAGUUUUCACGAAGGUUAUCUCACUGUUUUUUAUCAACGUCAGUAUAUCGAUUCUGCGCAACGCUUUGAAAAUGCACCUCGUCUUACACCAGAGCAUGUAGAGGCACUUGAUAUGUUUGACCGUAUUGCUAAUGAUCCAAAGUUUCGCCUGUCAAUGAAACUUGAACCAGGAGAUCUGCAAUUUGUUUACAACCAUGCUCUCUUACACGACCGUACAGGAUUUGAAGACUGGGAUGAUCCAACUAAAAAACGUCACCUUCUACGUUUAUGGCUUUCACUGCCAGGAGAUCGACCACUUCCAGAUGUUUUUGCAUCACGCUUUGGUACGACUGAAAUUGGUAAUCGUGGAGGGAUAUUCGUUUGUGGUACAAUUCCAACCAUUCCAUGGACAAUCACAGGCGACAAAUAG